Molecule: messenger RNA, 2893 nt
Organism: Paramormyrops kingsleyae
Lineage: Eukaryota; Metazoa; Chordata; Actinopteri; Osteoglossiformes; Mormyridae
Source: RefSeq, a predicted model, not a curated record
UGCGCCUAUUGUGUUUCGGUGUGCACUUCCACUGCAGUGGGCCAAUGGGCUUUACAGAGAAGGCAAAAACUAAAAUAAAAUAAUUUAGAUUAAAAAAAAUAACGUCCGCGUCUGAUAACUUGUAAGAGCAAUGUUUAUUUUGACGCUAAAGAAACCCGUUUGGGUGCAGCUUGUGGUAUUGUUGUCCUGGAUGGAUUUAUACCGCGGCCAGAUCGUCUAUUCAGUGUCGGAAGAAGUGAAUACGGGAACUGUCAUUGGGAAUAUAAUCAAAGAUCUGAAUCUCAACAUUCAGCAACUGGAAUCACGCAUGUUUCAGAUUAUAUCGGGGAACAGCAAGAGAUAUUUCGAGGUAAAUCCUAAAACCGGCGUAUUAUUUGUUGUCGAUCGCAUCGAUAGAGAAGAGCUGUGUCUAGAUGCUUUGAAAUGUUCCCUUAAUUUGGAAGCAAUUGCACACAAUCCGCUCAGUCUUCAUAGUGUUGAAAUAAAUAUUUUAGAUGUGAAUGAUAACCUUCCGUUAUUUCCUGUCAGAGAUCAUUCGAUAAACAUUUUUGAAAAUGGAUUUCCCGGAGAUAGGUUUCCCCUUCCCCUGGCUCGUGACGCAGAUGCGGGGGGCAAUGGACUAAAGAGCUACAAGCUAAAUGCUAAUGAACAUUUCUCAUUGGAUGUACAGAACAACGGAGAUCGGAGUGUGUCGGCCGAGUUGGUGCUACAGAAAGCUUUAGAUAGAGAAAAACAGCCUGUGAUUCAGCUUCUAUUGACCGCUAUUGACGGAGGAAAGCCUCAGAGAACUGGCACGCUGCAAAUUAUUGUUACUGUGCUGGACACCAAUGACAACAAUCCAGUGUUUCCCCAAACUGUCUACAAAGUUAGUGUUAAAGAGAAUAUUCCGCAUGGCACAAGAAUAAUGAGUUUAAAUGCAACAGAUAUAGAUGAAGGUGUAAAUGGAGAAAUCGUCUAUUCUUUUGUGGAACAUGGAAAUGUUAAAUCUUUGGAUAUGUUUUCAAUUAAUUCGGAGACGGGUGAGAUAAAUAUUAAGGGAAAUAUUGACUAUGAGGAAAGUGCUGCUAUUGAAAUCCGAGUACAGGCGAAAGAUAAAGGCCACCCACCGCGCGCUACUCAUUGUAAAGUACUUAUUGAAGUCAUUGAUGUCAAUGAUAACGCUCCGGAGAUUUCAGUGACAUUAAUAACCAGCGCGGUGAGAGAGGACGCAAAAAUCGGAACAGCGGUGGCUUUGAUAACGGUGUCGGACAAAGACGGAGGCAAAAAUGGAGCUGUAACCUGUCGUGUUACAGACUCUCCAUCGUUUAGGCUUCAGCAAUCUUACAAGAACUAUUAUUCACUAUUAGUCGACCAGCCGCUAGACAGAGAGAGCACUCCUCAAUACAAUGUCACCAUUAUAGCUACUGAUGAGGGGUCCCCGCCUCUGUCCAACUUCAGCAUCAUUACUGUAUUUAUUUCUGAUGUAAAUGACAACGCGCCACGCUUCCCUGAGCAGCAUCUUAACAUUUAUUUAAAAGAGAACAGUCCAGUUGGCGAUAUUUUAAAAACCGUAACUGCUUAUGAUACCGAUUCAAAUGAAAAUGCUCGAAUUACGUAUUCAUUAUUGGACAGUAACAGUAAAGGGCUUCCGGUUUCUUCUGCAGUAAACGUGAACUCCGUCACUGGGGAUAUAUACAGCAUGCGGACUUUUAACCACGAAGAGGAAAAAACUUUCAGUUUUCAAAUCCAGGCCACGGAUUCUGGUGACCCCCCACUAAGCAGUAAUGCGACUGUAUACGUUUUUAUAGUGGAUGAGAACGACAACAGUCCUCAGAUUCUCCCACCUUAUUCGGACCAGGGAUCCGUAAAUACAGAGAGCAUUCCUUACACUGCUGAAGCGGGAUACUUUGUGGCCAAGAUCAGGGCUGUGGACUUACAGUCCUCCUACAAGAAUUAUUAUUCUUUGGUAGUUGACGGGCCGCUGGAUAGAGAAACAGUGUCUCAGUAUAACGUCACCAUUAAAGCGACUGAUGAAGGAACUCCGCCUCUCUCUGUCGCUAAAAUUAUUACAGUGGACGUUUCUGAUGUAAACGACAACGCGCCGAGAUUUUCAGAUUCGCAGCUCAAUGUAUUUUUUAAAGAGAGCAACCCAGUUGGGUCUCAUAUUUUAACUGUGUUUGCGUUCGACGCUGAUGCCCAAGAAAACGCUCAAGUUACGUAUUCAUUGAUGAACAGCAACAACAAAGAAGUUCUGACUAAUCCCAUAGUCAGCAUCAACUCUGCAACUGGGGAUAUAUACAGCGUGCAGAUCUUUGACUAUGAGGAUGUAAAAACCUUCCAUUUUCGUGUUCAGGCAACAGACUCUGGUGUCCCUCCACUAAGCAGUAAUGUGACUGUGAACCUUUUCAUAUUUGACAUGAAUGACAACAGUCCUCAGAUUCUCCCGCCCUACUCUGAUCCAGGCUCUGUAAAUACUGAAAGAAUUUCCUACUUCGUGGAAGCGGGAUACUUUGUGGCCAAAAUCAGGGCUGUGGACGCUGACUCGGGUUAUAAUGCUCUACUUUCUUAUCACAUCGCAGAAUCCAAGGAAAACAAUCUUUUCAGAAUUGGAAGCAGUACUGGGGAGAUUAGGACCAGAAGGCGAAUGAGUGACAAUGACUUGAGAAUCCACCCACUGGUCAUUUUAGUUUCUGACAGCGGAGAUCCUUCUCUGUCAUCGACGGUGUCUAUGGAUGUUGCGGUUGUUGAAAGUACUGGGGAAGUCCGGACUCAGUUUAAAGAACGGCCAAAGAAGGACAACAGCUUUUCUGUUUUAAAUCUAUACUUGGUUAUUGCUAUUGUGUCUGUGUCGAGGCCGAUGGGAUCAGUGUUAAUGGAGCAGAUACUUUUAAACGGAACCAAACGCUACCCAUGA